Messenger RNA from Dendrobium catenatum, 2905 nucleotides. Its product is annotated as putative pentatricopeptide repeat-containing protein At3g08820. NCBI's taxonomy places the organism in Eukaryota, Viridiplantae, Streptophyta, Magnoliopsida, Asparagales, Orchidaceae. The record is from RefSeq and is a predicted model, not a curated record. Gene Ontology annotation, molecular function: RNA binding; protein binding; zinc ion binding. The transcript is spliced from 2 exons. The coding region runs from base 295 to 2385 and encodes 696 amino acids. Gene Ontology annotation, biological process: RNA modification.
AGACAUUUCGGCGGGUUGCUAGGGCUUUGCUAACGAAAAUGGAUGGGGACUAACGGAGUGGUAUUUUUGUUAUGAGAAUAGUAUUUAGGUGGUAUUGAUGUAAUAUUUAAGUUUUAAGUGUUAAAUAUGUAAUAUAUAUGUUAUAAAGUGGUAUGUAUGUAAAAAUCCCAAAUAAAUAUUAUGCCUCGUGUUCAAAGAUCUUAGAUAUGGCGGAAUCUGUAACUGCUUUCUUUUCGCAAGUAUGAGACCAUUUACCUCUCUGCAGCUGCGGCUGCAGAAAUAUCUUAGCGGGAAAUGGCCGCUGUGGCCGCCGCCAUUGCAUCAACUUCCUUUCCUUCUCGUCCCCUCCUCUCCGCCGCAGCAUUAGACCUAAAAAACCUUCUUUUUAACGAACCCCUUCCCUUCCGCGACCUCAAGCUCAUCCAUGGCCGCUUCUACCGCCUCAGCCUCGACGACGAUGGCUACCUCCUCAACCUCCUUCUCCGCUCUUCGUUCGUCUCCGGACACCCCGCCCAUGCCCUCCUGCUAUUCUCACGAACCACAAAACCAAACAUUUUCCACUACAACACCGCAAUCCGCGGUCUGGUCUCAGCCAAUCUCAUGGCGGAGGCUGUUCACUUUUACUGCAAUAUGCGACGGGAAGGUUUGUCGCCUGACAACUUCACUUUCCCCUUUGUUCUAAAGGCCUGCGCGAGGCUUCUUGAUUUGGAAACCGGAGUGAAGAUCCAUGCCCAACUUCUAAAAGUUGGAUUUGAGCUGGAUGUCUUUGUCAAUACUAGCUUGGUAUCGAUGUAUGCAAAAUGUGGCGGAUUGGAUGACGCCCAGAAGAUGUUUGAUGAAAUGCCUGUUACAAAUGUUGUGUCUUGGACUGCAAUGAUUAGUGGAUACAUCAGCGAAGGCAAGCUGAAGGAGUCUGUAGAUGUGUUUCGAAAGUCACUGGAGAGGGGAUUGAAGCCAGAUAGUUUCACCCUCGUGAGAGUGCUGACUGCUUGCACCCAAUUGGGCGAUGCGAAGAUGGGAGAAUGGAUACAUGAAUUAGUAUCUGAGAAGGACAUGGAUAGGAAUGUGUUUGUAGCUACCUCACUUGUUGACAUGUAUACUAAAUGUGGAAGAAUGGAGAGAGCUCGCCAUGUUUUUGAUGGAAUGGCGCAGAAGGAUGUUGUUUCAUGGAGUGCAAUGAUUGGUGGAUAUUCUUCUAAUGGGCUCCCUAAGGAGGCAUUGGAGCUGUUUUUCAAAAUGGAAGCUGAGAAUAUAAAGCCGGAUUGUUUCACCAUGGUUGGAGUUCUUUCAGCUUGUGCAAAACUUGGGGCCCUUGAAUUGGGUGAAAGAGUUACUCACUAUAUGGAAAUGAAUGAAUUCCUCUCAAACCCAGUUUUGGGGACUGCGUUGAUUGAUAUGUAUGCAAAGUGUGGCAGCAUGGCUCGGUCCUGGGUGGUUUUUGAACGAAUGAGUGAGAGGGAUCUCAUAGUUUGGAACGCUAUGAUUAAUGGUCUUUCCAUGACUGGUCAUGGAAAGACUUCCUUUGGGUUAUUUGCUCAAAUGGAGAAGCUGCAAAUAAGCCCAGAUGGUAAUACUUUUGUAGGCCUCCUUUGUGCUUGUACUCACACAGGUUUGGUAGAAGAUGGACGUGCAUAUUUCAAUAGCAUGGGUCAAGUUUACUGCUUGAGUCCCAGAAUAGAGCACUAUGGAUGUAUGGUUGAUCUUCUUGGGCGUAAUGGUUUGUUGGAAGAGGCUCAUCAGUUGAUAAACGAGAUGCCAGUGGAAGCUAACGCUGUUGUUUGGGGGGCUUUGCUUGGUGGUUGCAGGAUACAUCGAAAAAUUGAUUUGGCAGAGCAUGUCUUGAAGAAGUUAAUUGUGUUAGAGCCUCAUAACUCUGGUAAUUAUGUUCUGCUAUCAAAUAUCUAUGCUUUAAAUGGUAGAUGGGAUGAGUCUGAAAAACUUAGAUUGACUAUGAAGAGAAGGGGAAUUCAAAAGACUCCUGGUUAUAGUUGGGUGGAGCUGGAUGGUGCUGUUCAUGAGUUCCAUGUAGGAGACAAGUCCCAUCCAAUGUCAGAACAAAUCUAUCUGAAGCUGGAUGAACUAACCAAGCAAUUAAAGGCAAUGGGGUACAUGCCAAAAACUGAAGUUGUCUUAUUUGACAUCGAAAAUGAAGAAAAGGAGCAUUCUCUUGAACAUCACAGUGAAAAGCUGGCAAUUGUAUUUGCACUCAUCAGUACGCAGCCGGAGGAAACAAUAAGGGUAGUGAAGAAUCUCAGGGUUUGCAGCGACUGUCAUUCAGCUAUAAAGCUUAUUUCCAAAAUCUACAGUAGGGAGAUAAUUGUCAGGGAUAAUAACCGGUUCCAUUGUUUCAGAGAGGGAGCUUGUUCAUGUAACGAUUAUUGGUGAAACCAAAAAUGGAACAAAAAAUUAUUGGGUCGUAGGAGUUGGUGAAAACAUGGAGGGAAGCAUGGAGAUUUAGAAGAAAGCAGUCUCAUCCGCUCAACCAGAUAGUUUGCCACGUUUAAAAAUCGAUAUUCCUGGAGUUUCAAAAGGAAAAUCGACCUAAAGAAAGACCAACCGGUGCUAACAAUGAACUCCGUAAAAUGCUAUGAAGUAAGAAAUACUCCGUCUUUUGAUCUCAAUCCUGUCUCUUGCCUGCUUGAUUCUUUGCUAAAGCUCAUCUCACCCACUUUUAUUGAUUCACAUGAGUGGAACUGGGGAUUUCUGCUCAAGCUAUUCUGUCAAUUAGUGUAAAUUGAUAUGGAGAAAAAAGAAAGUCUGUGUGGUGUAUUGGAAGACAAGAAAUCUGAGAACAAUAUAAUUUUGUAAUUCAUAACCCAGCUUUACGUGUAAAUUUGAUCCAACUGUAUAUUUUUCUUCUUUUCUUUAUCAUAUAAAAAAUUUGAAUGAGUAUGUAUUUGUAGAA